Rhinichthys klamathensis goyatoka is the source of this 440-nucleotide messenger RNA. Its product is annotated as pancreatic secretory granule membrane major glycoprotein GP2-like. The record is from RefSeq and is a predicted model, not a curated record. The transcript is spliced from 3 exons. Bases 1 to 435 code for a protein of 144 amino acids. Lineage: Eukaryota; Metazoa; Chordata; Actinopteri; Cypriniformes; Leuciscidae.
AUGAUUUACAGGAGAUCACUUUGUAUUGACUGUUUCAAAGAAUCUGUCAUUAUUGAUAUUCUCAGGUGUCCCAAUCCAAAUGACGGCACAGUGGAUCUGCUGCAGAACGGCGUCUCGACAUCCAGCCGUUUCUCCUUUGGGAUGUUUAUCUUCACUGCAAACUCCACUAGGCUUUACCUGCACUGCGCUGUCCACCUUUGCCUUCUGUCAAGCAAUCGCUGCUCAAUGGACUGUGGCUCUGGACACCAGCGGAGAGAGCGCAGGUCUCUGGACUUCCAUGACAGUGCUUCCAUAUCCCUGGGUCCUCUGGUGUUGUCUGAAGGGAACACAGAUAAGUGGGUCCCAGAACAAGUGAAGGUGUCUGAGGCUUCUUGUCUGUGUGGUUCUCUGAUGCUGAUACUUGUUCCUCUGAUGAGUGUCCUCACACACUUUUAGCUUAA